Molecule: messenger RNA, 4771 nt
Organism: Tachysurus vachellii
Lineage: Eukaryota; Metazoa; Chordata; Actinopteri; Siluriformes; Bagridae
Gene: col7a1
Product: collagen, type VII, alpha 1
Exons: 38
Coding region: 260-4771 (1503 amino acids)
Molecular function (GO): protein binding
Source: RefSeq, a predicted model, not a curated record
UGCAGGAUCACGGAACGGGCAAGUCUGGACUAUUGUCCUGGAGCGAGUAACAUUGCUGCUACUAUAUCGAUUUAUAUGAGGCUCAAAACGACACUGUAACGUUUUUGCAGAAGAAGGAAAAACGCUACCUGGAUGCUGAUGGGCGCACGAGACAGUCAGUGCUCUACUCACCUGUGAGUGAAGCUGGUCUUGGGGAGAGGAUUGUUAUUAUUAUGCUUCAGCUGAACUGACAGAGUUCUGCACUUUUUACAGAGUAAAGAUGUGGCCUUGGACUUUGGUGGCUGUGGUGUUGCUGUUCCUAACAAACAGAUCUACAGCUCAAGACAGGUGCGAUAAUGUGGGCGCGGCGGAUAUCGUGUUCCUGGUGGACGGGUCAUCCAGUAUCGGACGUACCAACUUUGCUCUUGUGAGGAGUUUCAUGGCAGGGAUCAUCAGACCCUAUGCCAGUGCAGUGGGAGCCACUGGAGUCCGGGUCGGAGCCGUGCAGUACAGCGACACAGCCAGGGUGGAAUUUACAUUCGCCACGUAUCUAAGCGGCACGGAGCUGCUGAGCGCCAUCGAGAACCUCAACUAUAAAGGAGGAAACACUCGCACCGGAGCUGGGCUCAAAUACAUCGCAGAUAAUUUCUUCAACCCCAGAACCACCAGAGACGUGCCCAAGCUUGCGAUUCUGAUCACAGAUGGUAAAUCUCAGGACAAUGUUCAGGAACCUGCUGAGAAACUGCGCAGAUUAGGAGUCAAGAUAUUUGCCGUGGGUAUAAAGAGUGCAGAUCAGAGAGAACUGGAGAUCAUCUCAUCACCUCCUCAAAGUGAAUUUACUUCCUUCAUUGAGAAGUUUACGGAUCUCAGCUCUCUCUUGCCCACGCUGUCUCCUCGGGUCUGUUCGGCAUCCGGCGGCUCCUAUUCGAGUGACGAUUCCUUCAGCGCCCCGACCAACCUGACGUUUACAGAGGAGACCUCUAAUUCGCUUCGGUUCAGGUGGACAGCUGCAGGAGGGCGUGUAAAAAGUUAUCUGGUCCAGUACACUCCACUGUCUGGUGUGGGGCAGCCCUUAUCUGCUGAGCUGCGACAGGAGACGGUGCCAGCCAGUCAGAAGACCUACUUGGCACAAGAUCUUCACUCGGGCACAGAAUACUUAGUGACGGUUAGCGCCCAGUACCCUGACAGAGUGGGCGAGUCUGUGUCUGCCAAAGCUCGAACUAGGUCUGUGAAGGAAGUGCUCAGGAUGAGGCUGGUACAGGCAGGGUUCUUUACUUUAGCUCUGGCAUGGGACCCUCUUUCUGGCACCAUACAGGGCUACAGGAUGACAUAUGGACCUCGAGGUGAGCCUGCGCACUUGCUGUGGGACAAGUUUAUUGAGCCCGGGGCAACUUCUGUCACUCUGGACGGUCUAAAGGCGGACACAGAAUACGUUAUCUCUCUGACUCCUCUGUUACCUAGUAACGAUAUUGCACGCACUGAGAUCACGGCCAGCACACUGCGUCUACAAGGAGUCCAACAGCUCUCUGUGGUCACAAGCUCAAACAGCAGCGUUGACGUGCGAUGGAAAGGAGUGAAUGGUGCCAGAGGAUACAGGCUGGUCUGGGGCCCGUUUGUGGGCACUGCUGUAGACACUGUAGAGGUGAGCGGUGACAGUGAGGCUCACACUCUGGUGAAUCUGCGACCAGACACUGAGUACAUCGUCACAGUCAUUGCUCUGUAUAAUGGAGAAACAGAAGGACCCCCUGCAAAUGCACGCUUUAAAAUAGAGCGAGUGGAGCAGCAGGUCCUGAGAGCUGUUACAACUGGACCUUCCAGCAUCCUGCUGACCUGGAACUUAAUAAAAGAAGCCAAGGGCUAUCGACUGGAGUGGAGGAAAGAGGGAGAGAGCAGCAGAGUUCACAAACAGACCUUCCCCCAGAGUACCACAAGAUACGAGAUCAAAGGCCUUCAGCCGAGUACCGAUUACAUCAUAACUCUGUACACGCUGUACGACGGACGAGAGGAGCCCACACCAGCGUUGCCGCUGGUCGGUCGAGUCACCAACCUGCGAGUGGUGGAGAUAACAGGACGCAGUGUACGGGUGGCCUGGACCGGGGUCACCGGGGCAACACAGUACAACAUUGUUAUUACUGACACUGAGUCUGGGUCGGAGGUAAAACGCCUUGUUUAUGGAAAUCAGACGACGUUUGAUCUCCGUGACCUCACAGAAGGGGUGUCUUACUCUGUGAGUGUGAGUGCCUUGGUGGGCUACAGUGAGGGACCUUCUGCAACAAUCUACAUCACACCAGAGUUCCAGACAUCAGCGGUUCCAGGCAGGGUGACGAACCUGCGUGUGGUGAAUGUCAACAGUCGACGGAUCAGGAUCGCUUGGAAUCUGGUCCGUGAGGCCACGGGUUACAGAAUCACCUGGAGACAAGGAAAUAAUCCUGAGCAGUUCCAUGAGCUCAAUGGAGAUGUCACUUCCUACACUAUAGAACGUCUUCAGCCUGGUGAGUCUGUCAUUGUGGGCGUGGCUGCUAUGAUUGACAGUCAGCUCGGAGACGUGGAGACUCUCUCCACCAGGACAAACGGCUACAUCGGGACAGUCACAGGUCUACGGUUUCUUGAUAUCGGUUCCACAUGGAUUCGCUUAUCAUGGGAUCCUGUAUCUAGAGCAACGGGUUACAAAAUCACCUGGCAUCAUACUGAUGGAACUGAAGACUUUCAGAUCGUAUCUGCCGGUGUCACGUCCUACACCAUCAGCGGGUUAAAGCAAGGCUCCGCCUACAAAAUAUCUCUCUCUGCACUGAUUGGCUCCCGUGAGGGACCAGCUGCCACUCAGAACACCAGGACAGUUACAGAGGUCGGACGUGUUACUGGUGUACAACAUGAGACUCGAGGGGAGUUUGUGAGGAUCAGCUGGGUUGGAGUUCAGGGGGCAACAGCAUACAGGGUGAUCUGGAAGAGAUCUGACGGUGGACAAGAGUUGUCUCAGCUGGUUGGUGGCAAUAUAACAUCAGUGGAUCUGAAACAACUGGAAGGAGAAUCUCAGUACGACGUUCAGGUUGUGGCUCUGGUCCAAAACAGAGAAGGACCUCCGGUUUCUGUCAAGGUCACCACAGGUCCAGUGUAUGAGGAGCGACCAGAGGGAGUGCGUGUUGAAGAGGUAGCUCCAGGAUCACUGCGUAUCGUAUGGAGAGCAGUGAGAGGAGCUGAUGGAUACAGAAUCUACUGGAGCUCCUCACAAGGUGAAAGCGAAUCGAGUCAUCUGAUCAAUCGAGACGUGACCUCAUACACGCUGGAAGGACUUCGUCCUGGACUGACUUACACCGUCAGACUGGCUGCUGUGUUAAACGGCAGAGAAGGUCAACCGGUCACCAUCACUCAGUCCACUGCUUCACAGCAGUCUGUAACAGACUUCAGGGUGGAAGACAUUACCCAGAAUUCUGUACUGCUGGCGUGGAAGCCCCUCUCAGGUGCCACUCGAUAUAUACUGCGAUGGCAGGACGAAAGAGACCCAGAUAGCAUCCAGUCUCUCACUCUCCCUGAUACAACCAACUCGUUCCGUGUGACGAACCUGAGACUGGGCAGCCGGUACCGUUUCACCGUGCAGCCCGUCUUCUAUGAUUACACCGGACUCGAGUCUGUCGUGGAAGAGCGCACAGUGUGUGUGGAUGGGCGUUUGGACGUGGUUUUCGUGGUCCCUGCCACUCGGGAUCGCGCUGCUUUAGAGGAACCCAUUUUGUCGCUGCUUGCCAGCGCAGCCGGAUCUCUCGCCUCCGUCGGAGCCCGGGAAUCACAGGUGGCGGUGGUGGUCUACGGCGCUGAACCCAAAGUGCGCUUUCUGCUCAAUCAGCAUAGCAACAGGGAAAGCCUUCUGAGGGAGAUUUUGUCCACCUCAUUUACUGACAGAACAGGAAAUAAUAUAGGCCAGGCCAUGACGUUCACACGGCAGUAUCUCUUGAGUUCGAGUGCGGGUCGAAGGCCUGGCGUUCCGGGCGUGGUUGUUAUCAUCACUGACAGGAAAUCUGAAGACGAUGUCCGCCGUCCUGCGACUGCACUUAGAGAUUCGGGUGUGGCGGUGCUGGCCGUCGGACUCGGGCGUGCAAACUCGGACGAGCUGCUGGCUUCGGUUACAGACAGCAGCACUCAGAAUCUACUUCAGGCUCGAGAUGCAGCUGAUCUCUACAGACUCCAACCUGAGCUAGCAGAGCUGCUCUGCGGCUUCGCGAGAGGAACGGUUGUCCCGGGUCCAGGACCUGAAGGAUGUACUGUUCAAUGCCCACAGGGUCAGAAAGGGGAACUGGGGCAGAAGGGUGAGAGAGGAAGUGACGGAGUGCCUGGGAGGAAAGGAGACCCUGGUCGUGAUGGCACUCCUGGGCGUGAGGGCCCCAGGGGACCUGAGGGACCCAUUGGUUCUCCAGGAGCGUCGAUAAGAGGAGAAAAAGGAGAACCUGGGGUUUCAGGGCUGCAGGGGAAUCCAGGCGUUCCUGGUCGUUCAGGAACCCCCGGCGUUGCAGGACCUCCUGGCUUGCAGGGAUUACCAGGAGUCAGAGGAGACCUUGGAGAGACUGGUAGUGCUGGUUUGCCUGGACCUAAGGGACAGAAAGGUGAUCGGGGUGAGCCUGGAUCUGCCGUCGGAGUCGUGCCAGGGCGCAAAGGAGAGCCAGGGCUACCUGGGCUACAUGGUACUCCAGGACUACCAGGCAAAGAUGGGGCAAAGGGAGAGGCAGGUAUUCCGGGAUUGCCAGGAAAAGAUGGCCGCCCUGGAACACCGGGCACACCUGGGCUCUCGAUAAAGGUGAGCUGA